UUGUAGUCCCGAAUGCAGUGAAUCAUCCCACCCGCCAACGAAUCAAAAUAAAUAAACCCCAACGCUCAACCGCCUUCAAACAUAUGAAGACCCUCCUUCCCUCCCUCUCAAUUCACAUUUUCCUCACCUCGUAUCUUCCGCUACCCGCGCAAGUUAGCCUUCCAGAGCAACGAAAAUGGCGGUGCAGCACCCGGUGGCAGAGGCAAGCGAGGAAAGCCCCUUCGGAUCACUCUCGCCUGCAGAAUUCUACGCCCGCCACCGCGUCACCCACUCCUCCGAGUACAUAACCAACUCCCGCGGCCUCAAGCUCUUCACCCAGUGGUGGGCCCCGCUCUCUCCCACUGAACCCAUUGGCUGUGUCGCCGUCGUCCAUGGCUACACCGGUGAGACUAGCUGGUUAGUGCAGUUGACUUCCAUCCUCUUUGCCCAAUCUGGUUUCAUUGUUUGUGCAAUUGACCAUCAGGGCCACGGCUUCUCGGAUGGCCUGAUCUACCACAUCCCCGAUAUCAAUCCCGUCGUCGAUGAUUGCAUCGAUUUCUUUAAGGCAUUUCGUGAAGCCCACGCUCCCAAUUUGCCCGCGUUUUUGUAUGCCGAGUCACUGGGUGGUGCUAUAGCUUUGUACAUCACCCUUCGUCAGAAGGGAGCGUGGGAUGGGCUGAUUUUGAAUGGUGCCAUGUGUGGGAUUAGCGACAAGAUUAAGCCUCCAUGGCCUUUAGAGCAUUUGCUUUUCAUAGCCGCUGCGGUGAUGCCCACUUGGUGCGUAGUUCCCACUCGCGGAUCGUUGCCUUCUGUCUCAUUCAAGGAGUCGUGGAAGCGGAAGUUAGCUGUGUCGAGCCCGAGGAGAGUAGUUAUGAGGCCACGCGCGGCUACGGCGUUUGAGUUGCUGAGGGUGUGCAGAGACCUGCAAGGGAGUUUCGAGAAGGUGGAAGUACCGUUGCUGAUUGUACACGGCGGUGAUGAUGUGGUGUGCGACCCUGCAUGCGUGGAGGAGCUACAUCGACGCGCCUCGAGUAAGGACAAAACUUUGAAAAUUUACCCAGGAAUGUGGCACCAGCUUGUUGGUGAGCCGGAGGAGAGCGUGAAUUUGGUGCAUGGUGAUAUGAUGGAGUGGCUAAAAACCCGAGCUGAACGUGCAAGAAAGGGUGGGGAACUGCCACAGGAAGUUGGAGGCGCGUGAUUGUUACGCUUAGAUAUUUUAAUAUAUUAACCAAUGGGAAGCUGAGUCAUGGGAUAGAAGCUUUAGGGGUUAUGGCAUGUGUUCUCGGUUUGUAUAAUUACUCUAUAAUCGUCGUUGGCCCGUCUUCUUUAAAUAUCAGACAGGAACUUCACCUGCCUAUUUAGAACUGGUUAAAUAGGCAGGAACUUCACCUGCCUAUUUACAUGCAAUGGCUGAACACUUAUUAUCUCUGUUUCUUUUAAUUGCAAAAAGGGAAAAAAAAAAAAAAAAUCUUGCUGUAAUGUUCAUUGCCUUUGAGGCUCAGAGUCUACAGUUAAAUAGUUAAAUGAUUUUAUAGUCCUCGUUUUAA
Hevea brasiliensis (rubber tree) is the source of this 1526-nucleotide messenger RNA. RefSeq names its product caffeoylshikimate esterase. The transcript has a single exon. NCBI's taxonomy places the organism in Eukaryota, Viridiplantae, Streptophyta, Magnoliopsida, Malpighiales, Euphorbiaceae. Bases 176 to 1177 code for a protein of 333 amino acids. Gene Ontology annotation, molecular function: lipase activity. The record is from RefSeq and is a predicted model, not a curated record. Gene Ontology annotation, cellular component: membrane.